GAGGGUGGCGGUAGAGCACUGUUGUAGUCCGCAUCCGCCGUUAAACGACAACGAAGAAGAAACAGAGCGGAAGAGGCCUCCUGGGCGGCUGUGGCUUUCCCGACAGUCAUUGACGAUAAAACAUUUAUAUAGAUUAACAGUAAAUAGAGCAACGAACAGCUCAGAAGUCGACUUAUUUAAAAAUGCUAUAUAUAAGUUGAUUACAUAGCAUUGUGGUGCUAUCGGAAGUGAAGAUUGAAGAUGGAAACGAAAUAGAAGAUGGAGCACUGCUAUGCUAAGAUGGCGGCGUCCAGUCAAAGAGAAGGUGGGAGAGAAUCAGUGCCAUCAAUUCCCAGCAAAUCACAAACGGAGAAAAAGCCAAAUAAUAACAUUGAGCGAGGUGACAUUUCCAACGACGUCCUUUUGGAGGCUACCUUAAACACAGUAAGGAGAGAUGAUGAGAACCUGGUCGAGCAAGUCAAACAAAGACCCGCCAUGAUUGUUCGCUUGGCGAAGCCAGCGGAGUUCACAGGAUGCGAUCGACAAAAAAUGAAGAAACAGGAGGAACAAAAUAACCGUCCGUGUCAAGAGAAUGAGUCCAAAGACGAGAUUAGUAGGACUAAGAGCUCUGCAGUGUGUAAAGAGAACACUAGGCUUGCUAGGAUCUUUCCACAAAAGGAUUUGGAGGCGAGCAAUAAACUGUUGCUGAUAAUUGAACAAGCAAGAAAGGCUGGGAAACUACCCUACGUCAACGUCCAGAGGACUGGAGACGUCCAGCAGCCGAACGGUUCUCAAGAAGAACGUCCCACUGCGUUGUGCUCCACUGUGAAGGAGGAGGAUCCACAGCCGGUCCACGUUAAAAAGGAAGAGGAGGAGCCACAACCACUCCACAUUAAAGAGGAAGAGGAGGAACUCUGGAUCACUCCGGAGGGAAAGUGUCUUCUCGGGCGGCAGAAGGCAGAUCCCACCAAUCUGCCACUAACUGGUUUCUCGGUGAAGACCGAAGACCUUGAAGACAAACCACCUGAGUCCUUAAGUCGGGUGUGCACUUCCGAGGUCCAGCAGCUGAUAGGUCAGGGGAGCUCCACUUUAAAGCAGGAAGAUGGACAGUCUCCUCACAUUAAAGAGGAAGAGGAGGAACUCUGGAUCACUCAGGAGCGAGAGUGUCUUCUACGUCUCAAGAAGGCCGAUCUCACCAAAUGGCCGCUGACUGUUGUCACCGUGAAGAACGAAGACCAUGAAGACAAACCACCCGAGUCCUCACAGCUUCAUCACAUUCCAAGUGAGGAGAACAGAGGGGCGGAGCCUCCGAGCAGCAUCUCACCACAACACAUGACAACAGAAGCCGAUGGAGACCGCCGCGGAGCACCACAAACAGAAAACCUCUUAGCUCCGCUAUCAGAUAGCGACGCUGAAAACGGGGACGACACCCAAGAACCUUUGAGCAGGAUUACGGACUGGGAAGGCGGUACGAGGACUCCCACUGACAACAGCUUUGAAUGGUUUAAAAAGGAGACGGUUAAAAAACCAAUUACCUGCUCAGUUUGUGCUAAAAGCUUUUCUUAUAAGAGCCGCUUGAUUCGACACAUGUGGACACACACUGGAGAGAAACCUUUCAUUUGCUCCAUUUGUGCUAAGAGCUUUUCUUUUCAGUGUGAUUUGACUCGACACAUGCUGACGCACACAGGAGAAAAACCCUUCAGUUGCUCAUUAUGUGUGAAAAGCUUUUCUUCAAAGUGGCGUUUGACUGAACACGUGCUGACGCACACGGGAGAAAAACCUUUUGCUUGUUCUGUCUGCGGACAAAGAUUCUUCCGAAAGUCCCGAAUGGUGUCACACAUGAGAAAGCACACUGGAGAAAAAGUAGAAAAAAGUUUUCUUUGCUCGGUUUGUGCUAAAACCUUUUCCAAUAAGUGUAAUUUGACUCGACACAUGGUGACACACACGGGAGAAAAAUCCUUCUUUUGCUCAGUUUGUGGGAAAAGCUUUUCUUUCAAAGGCGAUCUGACUCGACAUAUCCUGACACACACAGGAGAAAAACCCUUUAGCUGCUCAUGUUGUGUGAAACGCUUUUCCUCGAAGGGUCAUUUGAAUCGACACAUGCGUACGCACACAGGAGAAAAACGCUUCGGCUGCUCAUGUUGUUUGAAGCGCUUUUCUUCGAGGGAUCAUUUGACUCGACACAUGCUUACGCACACAGGAGAAAAACCAUUUGAUUGUUCCGUUUGUGGUAAAAGAUUCUGUCAAAAGUCGCAAAUUGUGUCACACAUGAAAUCGCACAGCGGAGAACAACCAUUUGGUUGCUCAGUUUGCGCUGAAAGAUUUUCCUUAAAGUGUGAUUUGACACGACACAUGCUGACGCACACAAAAGAAAAAUCUUUUAGUUGCUCGGUUUGUGCGAAAAGAUUUGCUUUUAAGUGUCUUUUGACUCAACACAUGCGGACGCACACGGGAGAUAAACGCUUCAGUUGCUCCGUUUGCGGGAAAAGAUUUGCCUUUAAGUGUCUUCUGACUCAACACAUGCUGACUCACACAGGAGAGAAACCGUACAGUUGCUCGGAUUGCGCUAAAAGUUUCUACUAUAAGGGGGAUUUAAAGCGCCACAUGCUGACGCACACUGGCGAAAAACCCUUCAGUUGCUCAGUUUGUGCGAAAAGCUUCUCUUUGAACUGUCUCUUGACUCGACACAUGCUGACGCACACAGGUGAGAAACCUUUUCAGUGCUCUGUUUGCGGUAAAAGCUUUGCUUUCAAACACCAUUUGACUUAUCACAUGCCGACGCACACAGGAGUAAAACCUUUCGGGUGCUCUGUUUGCGGUCAACGGUUCCCUCGUAAGUCGCUAAUGGUAUCGCACAUGAAAAAACACACAGAAAAACCCUUUAGUUGCUCAGUUUGUGCUCAAAGGUUCUCUCAGAAGUCACACAUGGUGUCACACAUGAGAACGCACAGAAGAAAAACCUUUUAGUUGCUCAGUGCCAAAGUAUAAUACAACUGUAUAGAAAUGUAAUGAUGAAUAAUGAUGGUAGAAUGAAACAUAUAUGACUUGGUAUAUUAUUGCAAAUGUUUAGAAGACAAUGUACAUGUAUGAGGACGUCAAUAAAAAGCUGUGACUAACUUUUGAUGUAGC
This is a messenger RNA of Doryrhamphus excisus (bluestripe pipefish), 3108 nucleotides long. RefSeq lists its product as uncharacterized. Lineage: Eukaryota; Metazoa; Chordata; Actinopteri; Syngnathiformes; Syngnathidae. The record is from RefSeq and is a predicted model, not a curated record.